AUGGCCCCGUCAGACUGCGCAUAUCUGAUAGGAGGCCCCGGCACUCGAAAUCUGAUGGUUGGCCCCGUCAAAUGGCAAUGGGGCUACCUAGCAGGGCUGGUACCGGGGCAACCCUACACUAUCUACCGGGGUUACUUCCCACUGUGUCUCGAAGAACCGCCUUGCCACGACCUAAGCUCUACUUACGAGAAAUUUCCUUCGCAAAUGUGGAAUGAUUGCUCUGUAUCAGCGAAAGAUACAUUCCUGUCUGGGUGGUACGAGAACGCUGGUUUCGAAUACGUUGAGCUCCCGCCAACUUCAAAUGACAUCAUUCAGAAUUUCAAUAACUCUGAAGAGUACACGCGCGCGGUGAAGCAUGUCGCCAAAAGACCAUGUCCGCCUAUGGAUUUGUCGGAAAAGGCCAGUGGGGGUACUAUGACCCAACCGGCAUCAUAUUGGUCAGGAACGGUACUCCUUGCAGAGGUGCCUCGCGCAUCUUACUGGACGAAAGGAGUAUUCCAUAGACCAGAUAACGACAUCGGCCUUCUGCAAGAGACACAGACGAAGGAUGGGUUACAACGAGAUCUCACAUUCGUUGAAGGCGCUAUCAACAAUAUGCUAACUCUCGCGAUCUCCUCUACGUCACUUCCAGGGAAGCGGGACGUCCCCACCACUAAUUCGAACACGUUACGUGGGCCUCCUCGCGCUCGGCGUGGAGACACUUGGACUGGCGACUUCGUGAUACCUGGUAUACGCGAAAGUGGAGAGUGGUUUGGGCACCGAGGGGGUGUAGAUGAGGAUUGGCGUGAAGACGCGGCUCAUAAAGGUAGUAAAAGAGUGGAAGAUCAGUGGACAUCCAGGAAGGGUCCCAUCGGAUGUGAAAGCUACGGAAUAACUGAGGAGCUAGGUCCUAGUGACAUGGGGGACCAAUUGGCUCACUUGUCGCCACUCGGAUCGUUCCCUAGGAAUUUCUUGGGGGAAUGCGAAUUCGACCUACAUCAAUUUCGUCCAUUUAAUAAUUGCGAUUCAUUCAAGCUCCGAGAGAAGCUCAAGAAGAAUCGCUUGCCAAAGAAGGUGAUAGAUCAUGCCCUCGGUUUUUGGCAACGGUAUCACCGAGCUUACCGACAUCGACUGAGUCAGCGCACCAUUUCCCAUUUCCAGCUCGAUCCACCCAAGUUUCCUGCCCCUUUGAAUUUGCUCAUGGCAACAACUGUCGUUACCGAGGAAAAUGAGGAAAACGCCAGUCGUCGGACCCCCGUAAAUCUCGGUAUCAAUGGCCCCUUCCCUACGUAUACUCGUACUUUAGUGUCGGGUAAUGGAUUAUUUGUUGCACGAGUCCCACCGAAGAUUGACAGUCCUGUGACAACAUAA
This is a messenger RNA of Cantharellus anzutake, 1350 nucleotides long. RefSeq lists its product as uncharacterized. The transcript is spliced from 14 exons. NCBI's taxonomy places the organism in Eukaryota, Fungi, Basidiomycota, Agaricomycetes, Cantharellales, Hydnaceae. Bases 1 to 1350 code for a protein of 449 amino acids. The record is from RefSeq and is a predicted model, not a curated record.